AUGGCUUCCUCCUCUCUCUGCUUCAUCUCCUUCCUCUGUUUCUUGCUCGCCCAUCGAGCUUUGAAGCUUCAAGCUUCCCACCAUGUUUACACAGCUCAAGCUUCUCGCCUUCUUCUUCAUCAUCAUGAACAGCCUUACAGAACUUCCUACCAUUUUCAGCCUCCCAAGAAUUGGAUCAACGGGCCAAUGAUAUACAAGGGAAUUUAUCAUCUGUUUUACCAAUACAAUCCUAAAGGAGCUGUGUGGGGUAACAUUGUGUGGGCCCACUCUACAUCAACGGACCUGAUCAACUGGAAACCCCAUGAUUAUGCCAUCUACCCAUCUCAGCCCUCCGAUAUCAACGGCUGCUGGUCGGGAUCCGCCACCAUUCUCCCCGGUGACAAACCGGCGAUUCUUUACACGGGAAUUAACCCUAAAAACCAACAAGUUCAAAACUUGGCCGUCCCCAAGAAUCUGUCUGACCCAUAUCUUAGAGAAUGGGUGAAAUCCCCAAACAACCCUCUCAUGUCUCCCACCCCACAAAACCAUAUCAACUCUAGCUCCUUCCGCGACCCCACCACCGCCUGGCUCGGCCCCGAUGGCGAAUGGAGGGUCAUCAUCGGGAGCAAAGUUGACGCCCGUGGACUUGCCAUUAUGUUCCAAAGCAAAGAUUUUGUUCGGUGGGAUCAGGUUGACCAUCCGCUUCAUUAUGCCGAUGGUAUGGGAAUGUGGGAGUGUCCGGAUUUCUUUCCUGUGGCCAAGAACAGUCGGGCGGGAAUUGACACGAGUGUGAGUGGACGGCACGUGAAACACGUGCUGAAAGUGAGCUUGGAUGAUACUAAGCAUGAUCAGUACACGGUUGGAACAUACAAUUUGAAGAAAGAUAUUUAUGUUCCGGAUAAAGGAUCGAUCGAAAACUACAUGGGAUUGAGAUAUGAUUAUGGAAAGUAUUAUGCUUCAAAGACAUUCUUUGACAGCCAAAAGAAGAGGAGAGUUUUGUGGGGUUGGGUGAAUGAAUCUUCAAGCGUCGAUGAUGAUAUCAAGAAGGGAUGGUCGGGCGUCCAGGUUGACCAUCCGCUUCAUUAUGCCGAUGGUAUGGGAAUGUGGGAGUGUCCGGAUUUCUUUCCUGUGGCCAAGAACAGUCGGGCGGGAAUUGACACGAGUGAUCGAUCGAAAACUACAUGGGAUUGA
This is a messenger RNA of Cucurbita pepo subsp. pepo (vegetable marrow), 1170 nucleotides long. The record is from RefSeq and is a predicted model, not a curated record. Lineage: Eukaryota; Viridiplantae; Streptophyta; Magnoliopsida; Cucurbitales; Cucurbitaceae.